AUGAGUUAUGAGAAGGUCACCUGGGAGUACAAGGGGGUUCGUUUCCCUUUGGAUGUCACUAAGGAAACCCUGGAGGCCAUGCCGGGCUUCCAGAUUCGAGAUGACGACAUUGUUGUGGCAAGUUAUAUCAAGACAGGGUCCAACUGGCUUACGACGAUCGUCCUUAAGAUCUUAGGAUCCGCGGGGAAAUUAACGGCUAGUGCGGACAGCAUGGACAUUGGCCCUAUCGAAAUCAGGGUACCUUCUGCCACACAGCCUGGGUACAUCACAGUAGCAGACAUGCCCUCCCCUCGUUUCAUGAAAACACACCUGCCCAUUCAGUUUGCACCAAAGGGGAUAUCCAAGCCACAGAAAAGGGUGAAAGUGCUGGUGCCUAUGAGGAACCCAAAAGACACGGCUGUUUCCUUGUACCACUAUGUCCAUAUCAUAUGGAAGUUGAGGGGAUAUACUGUAACCAUUCCCUGGGAAGAGUUUGCUCAGAAUUUCAUAGAGGGAAAAGGGGGUUGGGGAGACUACUGUGACCACUUGUUGGGCUGGUGGCAGAUGCGUGAUGACCCCCACUUCCUCUUCAUCAAGUAUGAGGACAUGAAGAAGGACCUGCUAAGUGCUGUUAAGACCGUUGCGGCCUUUCUGGAGGUUGACCUGGAUGAAACGACAAUGAAAGACAUCGCAGAGGCCUGUACUUUUGACAACAUGAAGGCAGAACUGGCCAACUCGGACAGACCUGAUAAGAGGACAAUAGCUAGGAAAGGUAUUGUUGGAGACUGGAAGAACAUGUUUUCACCAGAGCAGAGUCAAGCCUUUGAUGCCUGGUAUGAGAAGAAACUUGGAGGGACAGGCAUCAGCUUUGACUUCGAAUAAACAUGCAUUUCUAUACAAAUAAUGGAAAU
Branchiostoma belcheri (Belcher's lancelet) is the source of this 890-nucleotide messenger RNA. RefSeq names its product sulfotransferase family cytosolic 1B member 1-like. Gene Ontology annotation, cellular component: cytoplasm. Gene Ontology annotation, molecular function: sulfotransferase activity. Gene Ontology annotation, biological process: sulfation. The transcript has 6 exons. NCBI's taxonomy places the organism in Eukaryota, Metazoa, Chordata, Leptocardii, Amphioxiformes, Branchiostomatidae. The record is from RefSeq and is a predicted model, not a curated record. The coding region runs from base 1 to 861 and encodes 286 amino acids.